AAAGAUUAAAAACGACAACAAAGGCAAGUUCUCAACACGUUUUCCUCAGAUCCGAACGUCGUCAUCGUCUCAGCCAGAUCUACUUUGAUCCUCAAUGUCUUCUACUUUCAGCGGAGAUGAAACGGCACCGUUCUUCGGCUUCCUCGGCGCCGCUGCUGCUCUCGUCUUCUCCUGUAUGGGAGCUGCAUAUGGGACGGCUAAGAGUGGUGUUGGAGUGGCUUCAAUGGGUGUGAUGAGGCCUGAGUUGGUGAUGAAGUCUAUUGUACCAGUUGUUAUGGCUGGUGUUUUGGGUAUUUAUGGAUUGAUUAUUGCUGUUAUUAUUAGUACCGGCAUCAAUCCUAAGGCCAAAUCGUAUUAUCUUUUCGAUGGUUACGCCCAUCUUUCUUCCGGUCUCGCUUGUGGCCUUGCUGGGCUUUCUGCUGGAAUGGCAAUCGGAAUUGUCGGUGAUGCUGGUGUCAGAGCUAAUGCGCAGCAACCAAAACUCUUUGUUGGAAUGAUCCUAAUCCUCAUCUUUGCCGAAGCUUUGGCUCUUUAUGGCCUUAUUGUUGGCAUCAUCUUGUCUUCUCGAGCCGGCCAAUCCCGAGCAGAAUAAGAUGUGCGAGUACCGCGGUAGUAUUCGCUUAUUUAUUUUAUCCGUAGCAGUAGUCGGAAAAUCAUAUCGAUUAAGAUGAAAUUUGUUAAGGUUGGACGGCAAGUGCAGGGUUGGCACAUAAAUAUCGAUGAUCAUAAGUUUGGUGGAUGCUCUUUUCCCCUUUU
Messenger RNA from Hibiscus syriacus, 756 nucleotides. RefSeq names its product V-type proton ATPase 16 kDa proteolipid subunit. Gene Ontology annotation, cellular component: proton-transporting V-type ATPase, V0 domain. The transcript is spliced from 3 exons. Bases 95 to 592 code for a protein of 165 amino acids. Gene Ontology annotation, biological process: proton transmembrane transport. The record is from RefSeq and is a predicted model, not a curated record. NCBI's taxonomy places the organism in Eukaryota, Viridiplantae, Streptophyta, Magnoliopsida, Malvales, Malvaceae. Gene Ontology annotation, molecular function: proton-transporting ATPase activity, rotational mechanism.